UAAAACCGAGAAGCGGAGCUGCUGUUAUCUUCUUUUAUUUUUCUGCUUUCCUCAUUUUGCAUUAGGGUUUUCGGAGGGCACAACAAAAUUUCAAUCACAGGGUCAUCGAUUUUCCCGCCACAAGGUUCAUGCAAUGGAUAUGUCAGAUGCUGUCAUUGUCAAAUCUAGUAGGCUGAAAUCUGUUGUAUGGAAUGAUUUUGAUAGGAUAAAAAAAGGAGAUACCUGUGUGGCUAUCUGUAGGCAUUGUAAAAAGAAAUUGAGCGGGUCAAGUUCCAGUGGGACAUCACAUCUAAGGAACCAUUUGAUCAGGUGUCAGAGAAGAUCUAAUCAUGGCGUAGCACAAUUCAUUACUUCAAGAGAGAAGAGAAAGGAAGGGACUCUUGCAAUUGCAAAUUUCAAUUUGGGUCAAGAUCAGAACAGAGAUGAAACCCUUAGCCUUGUGAAUAUUAAAUUUGAGCAGACACAGUUGAAAGAUGAAUCUGUCAAUGCUGGAACUAGUACCUUCGAUCAAAGACGGAGUAGAUUUGAUCUUGCUCGCAUGAUCAUCUUACAUGGGUAUCCAUUGGAUAUGGUGGAGCAUGUUGGUUUCAGAGUUUUUGUAAAGAAUCUACAGCCGUUGUUUGAGCUUGUGACAUUGAAUAGGGUUGAGGCUGAUUGUAUUGAGAUAUAUGAGAAAGAGAGAAAAAAGAUGAAUGAGAUGUUAGACAAACUACCUGGGAAAAUCAGCCUUAGCGUCGAUGAGUGGACUGCUGGCGGGAAUGCUGAGUAUUUGUGUUUGACAGCGAAUUACAUUGAUGAAUCAUGGCAGUUAAGAAAGAAGAUAUUAAAUUUUAUAAGGGUUGAUCGUUUUCACACUGAAGACAUGCUUUCAGAAGCGGUCAUGACUUGUCUGAUGGAUUGGGAUAUUGACCGCAAGUUGUUCUCCUUGAUACUGGAUAGUUGUUCUACCUCUGAUAACAUUGCGAUUAGAAUCAGUGAGAGGCUUUCACAAAACAGGUUUCUUUACUGUAAUGGGCAACUAUUUGAUAUACGCUGUGUUAUAAAUGUUCUUAAUAUCAUGGCUCAACAUGCUUUGGGAGCUGUGAGUGAAAUAGCGGAAAAGAUUCGAGAAAUUGUUCGCUAUACUAAAAGUUCACAAACUGUGCAGGCAAAGUUUAACGACAUGGCUAAAGAAGUUGGGAUCCUGAGUCAAAAGUGCUUGUUUCUAGAUAAUCCCUUGCAAUGGAAUACGACUUAUUCAAUGCUUGAAGCUGCCUUAGAAUUCAAGGAUGUUUUCAUUCUUCUGCAAGAAAAUGACACAUCCUACAGAAUCUGUUUAUCUGAUGUAGAGUGGGAGAGGAUCAGCACAGUUAAUAGCUACUUGAAGCUUUUUGUUGAUGUCAUUGAAAUUUUCACUAGGAGCAAGUUUCCAACAGCGAAUAUAUAUUUUCCUGAACUCUGUGAUGUUAAGUUGAAUUUGAAUGAAUGGUGCAAGAACUCGGAUGAAUAUAUCAGUUCUUUGGCAUUGAGACUGAGAAGCAAGUUUGAUGAAUAUUGGGAGAAAUGUAGCUUAGGGUUGGCAGUAGCAGCCAUGUUAGACCCUAGAUUUAAGAUGAAGUUGUUAGAUUAUUACUACCCACAAAUCUAUGGUAGCAUGUCUCCCGGUCGCAUCGAAGAGGUCUUUGAGGGUGUGAAGGCUCUAUACGAUGAACAUUCAAUAGGCUCCCCAUUAGCUUCUCAUGAUCAAGGUUUGGCCUGGCAGGUUGGCAGUGGGACACUUUGCUUACCAAGUUCCACUAAGGACUCCCGGGAUAGACUGAUGGGGUUCGACAAAUUUCUCCAUGAAACUUCUCAGGGCGAAGGUGUAAAAUCGGAUCUAGAGAAGUACUUAGAAGAGCCACUCUUUCCGCGUAAUGUUGAAUUCAACAUAUUAAAUUGGUGGAAAGUUCACACUCCCCGGUAUCCAGUCUUAUCCAUGUUGGCGCGAAACAUACUGGGAAUUCCAAUGUCGAAGGUUGUGCCAGAAUUGGCAUAUAACAACAGCGGAAGAGUCCUUGAUCGUGAUUGGAGCUCGCUUAAUCCUGCUACAGUCCAGGCUUUGGUUUGUUCACAAGAUUGGAUACAAAGUGAACUGGAAAAUUAGAAUUGCUUUUCCCUGCAUUCAAAAAUGUACAUGCCAAAUCCCCUCUUUAAGUAUCCCAAUUGUAAGUUAGAUCUUCUAACUCCCCAUUUUGAUUCUCUUCAUCCUAUAUCAGGUUUUUGUUUAGUCCGCAGCCGUAUUCAACUUAAGCAAGUUGAUUUUUAUGAUUUAGCUUA
Arachis stenosperma is the source of this 2295-nucleotide messenger RNA. Its product is annotated as zinc finger BED domain-containing protein RICESLEEPER 2-like. NCBI's taxonomy places the organism in Eukaryota, Viridiplantae, Streptophyta, Magnoliopsida, Fabales, Fabaceae. Gene Ontology annotation, molecular function: DNA binding; protein dimerization activity. The coding region runs from base 134 to 2122 and encodes 662 amino acids. The transcript is spliced from 2 exons. The record is from RefSeq and is a predicted model, not a curated record.